Messenger RNA from Medicago truncatula (barrel medic), 911 nucleotides. RefSeq names its product coiled-coil domain-containing protein 115. The transcript has 7 exons. Lineage: Eukaryota; Viridiplantae; Streptophyta; Magnoliopsida; Fabales; Fabaceae. Gene Ontology annotation, biological process: vacuolar proton-transporting V-type ATPase complex assembly. The coding region runs from base 69 to 668 and encodes 199 amino acids. The record is from RefSeq and is a predicted model, not a curated record.
AUUAUAACAGUGUAAAGUGUGGAAAUCUAGCGGAAAGAAAAAAUUCGUGAUCCCAAAAAUCUUAGCGAAUGGAAGAAGAGAGAAGAGAGGUUUGUUUGAACGGUGAAGAAGAAGAAGUUGUUAUUAAAGAUGAAGACAAAGUCGCUUUGCAAUUUAUGGAUUCACUUCAUAACUAUCUAUCCCUUUCCGAUUCUCUCUCGUCCACACUUCGACAGGGGUGGCUGGAGUUAGCAAGUGCUAGAUAUUCUAUGGGUACUUCGCGCGUUAAUAGUUCUUUAUUGGACCUCAAAUUCCAUUCAGCUGCUACAAUAUUGAAGAUAACCGAAAAUGAAGAUGGUACACAACCACACUUUACGUUGCAGAAAUGGGUAUCCUCUGAACACGAACUUGAAAGUACUAAAUUAGAAUACAAGAAUGAGCAGCCACAGGAUAGUAAUAGUAUCAAAUCAUCUGAGAACUUAAUGGGACUUGCAGAUAAUGAUGAAGUUCAAAAGGAGCGACACAAGUCCUUGUCAGUUUUUGGAGUUUUGAUUUCCCCAAAGCUUCGUGCGACCCAACUGUCAUUUGAGAAAGCACUAGAAACACUCAUUGAAAUAGCAAAUUUGCGAUCAUCAUUGUUACACUCUUUUAGCCAACUUAAUCAAGAGGUGGAAGAUACCAAAGAAUGAAGAAGUAGCAAUUCCUUCAGGCUGCCAGAUCAGCAUCACAAAUGGAGAUCAAAUGCGACCGAGCAUUGCAAGAUUUUGGUGUUCAAUUUAUUUAUCAGAAGACCAAAUGAAAAGUUUCUCGGUGUUUAUUUCAUUUUGUACUGUUGAAGUUUUUAUGAGGAACAUACAUUUGCUAUGAACAGUUUUUUUGCAGCAAAUAAUAUCAAGUUGAAACAAGUUGGAGAUACUUUUUCUUUACGAGUA